Messenger RNA from Ilex paraguariensis (yerba mate), 183 nucleotides. The record is from the annotation of a GenBank genome assembly. Lineage: Eukaryota; Viridiplantae; Streptophyta; Magnoliopsida; Aquifoliales; Aquifoliaceae.
AUGGUUCUUGCUGAUAGAGGUGUUGUUUGUAUUGAUGAAUUUGACAAGAUGAAUGAUCAAGAUCGUGUGGCUAUACAUGAAGUUAUGGAGCAGCAGACUGUAACAAUUGCCAAAGCUGGUAUUCAUGCAUCACUGAAUGCUCGAUGCAGUGUUGUGGCAGCUGCAAAUCCCAUUUAUGGAACU